ACAAUCCUAUCGCACCAUGACCCUCUCUCUGGUGAACUACUAUCUGCCAUAAAAGGCUGCGUUCCAAAAACUCCAAAGGGCUAUGUUCAGAAAUUCUCCUCGACAGAUGUCGCACCACCACCACAGCUGUGCGCACCAACUUCGGACCGUUUCAGACACGGUCUUGUACAGCAGCCUUGCAUAAUGAUUAUGUUAGAUUAGACGCUAGAAUGACGAUGAUUAUGUUAGGUUAGAUCGCACAAUAGAUCAUCGUCUAGUUCGUAUGUAACAAUUGACUGAGAUACUGUUAUGGCUUCCCUGGUCGCGGAUUACGGCACUUCCUCUGGUUCGGACAGCGAGACGAAUGACGAUAUUUCGAACAAUAUCAAUGAUAAUUUCUUUAAGGAGGACGAGAAGGAGGUAGAACAGAUAAGGGAAAAUGAGGAAGAGGAGAAUGAAGAAGAGGAGGAAGAAGCGGAUGAGGAAUCGAGAGGGAACAACAGUGAGGACAGGGAGAAUGACGAUGGAUACUUGGUGAGAACGACGACCGAAGCAGCUUCCAGAGAAAAGCUUCCAUUGCCAACGCCAGAUUUCGACAGCGCGCCUACGUUGCUGCGCACGUCGGUGUUCUCGAAUCCGUUCGUAGAGGCGGAACGGGCAAAGAGCGCGAUAUUGGAGAAACAUGUGAAAAUGACGCCGACAUUGGACGACACCAAGACCAUCAACGGUCGCAAGAUCUGCUGGAACUACCGAAAAGGUCGCUGUCGCUUCGGCCACAACUGCGCCUUCGCCCACGACUCGGAUCUGCAUCGUAGCGCGGUCGAGCUGGAGGCGUUGCGUGCACCCCAAGAGACGCUCGUCUGCCAGACGCGAUACAACAAUGGUCAGCAACAAUGGCAACAGCAGCAGCAACAACCGCUAAACGAUACUGGCGACGACGAGAACGACGAGGUAGAUCAGGAGAACAAUCGAAUGGGCAACAACAGGAAGCGCAAGAAGAGGCCAGGUCUCAGUCAAUGGUUGCUUCCCAGCAAAAGGGUCUUCAAACUGUACAAAGCACAACAAACCAAAACCGUAGAUGAAUACUGUUAGGUAAUCUGACGAAAAGGGGUGAAGUGGGAAGGCAAAUGUGGGAGAGAAAAUUCAGACGGGCGGCGAUGUAUAAGAGGGAAUAUGUGAAGAGGUUUACACUCGAUCGUUGCUUCCCAAUAAGAGGGUCUUCAAGCUGUACAAAGCGCAACAAACCAAAAGCGUCGCUAGAUAAAUAACGUUAAGUAGUCUCGAUAAAGGAAAGUGGGGAGGACAAGUAAGAUGGUUUCGAGAGAGAUAAAAACGGGAGAAAAGGCGAGUAUUAUUUAACGUAGUUAUGGGAGAAAUGCAUUAAGGAGAGGAGCUCGUAGAAGCUUUUAAUGCGGGGUUUAAGGCUCGGCUCCCUCCGCUAGUCAUAUUGGUUUUGUGACGUCAUAUGCGGUAAGUUUCUUGCAACAUGUAGCUUUACUUUUUAAUUUUGUGUCUCCAGAAACAGACAAUGAUUUCGUAAUCUUGAAACCUGUAAAAUGUGCAGAAAACUGAGAUAUUUGGCCGAUAUGUCACGCAAGAUCGCAAAAUAAUUCUUGAAAUAACAGAUCAUUUUUCAGCCAUACUCUCGAGCGGUUGUGACCUGUUAUUUCAUGAAUUAUUUUGCAAUUUUACAUGAUACAUCGGUCAGAUAUCUCAGAUUCUGCAUAUUUCAUAAAUUACGAAAUCAUUGUGUUUCUCAGGGGAAAUAAAAAAAUAAGGCUACACGUUGCAAGAAACUUACUGCGCGUCAUUUCUCGCUUAUGACGUCACAAAACAAAUAUAGCUAGCGAAGGGAGGCGAGCCUUAAAGAAAAUCGGUAAAAAUCUCGAAAAUAGGUAUAACGAUUUCAUGAUUGUAAAGAAAAAUGUAACUCCGAUUUAUGCUUCCAUUGCGAACGAACUUGCGAUGCGUAGAAUAGAGACACAGGGACUUCAGUAGAUUAGGUCACUAACAGGGAUGUCUAUGGACGAAGAAGCCCGGCUGAGUUUAAUCAUCACCGGGGUUACCGCGGGGUUGCGUCAAAUAUUCCGUGAAAGUCCAUGAAUUAUUCUCGAGAAACUCGUCCCGAUAAGAUCUACGCGAGAAAUGUUAUGUCUGAUGUACAAAGCGUUGGAAUUUUCGUUUUUGCGAAAGCAAAAGCGAACGUGUUGUUUUCUCGUUAUUACGUGUUUCCCCCGAUAAUUCAUUCUCCGCGUUAAUGUAAAACGUCCGAAAGUUUGCUUUAUACUUCCGAUUAUACACAGAGAAUAUCGCAGCAAGGCUAUAUGGUCGUGAUUAUGUAAUUUAUAUUUUCUACGAGAAUUAUACUUUUAUCAAAAAGUUAUAUACCUAUCAUAUAUUUGUAUUAUCAACCGUAUAUACUUAGCGACACGCGACACUUCCAUGCGUUUCCCCGCAAACUUAGGAUUAAGCCGAAUGCGAUUAUAUUUCUCUCUCUUUCUCUCUCUGUUUUUAUAAGAUAGAUUUUUACCCUAUCCUUUCAUAUAUGUUGCGAUCGACAAAUUCGAUGCUCCGUUAGAUUUAAUUACACGAGAUAAUUUUUAAACGGAAACUAUCAAUUAUUCUAAUCACUCGUUAGAGCGCGAAGAGAAUGUGACGUGUAAAUUUUCGUGAUAGAAAUAAAAAAAAGAGAAUCAUUGACAGAUUGAAAACUUAGCGAAGUGACCGGUUGUUGAAGAAUCAUCUAUUGGCCAAUUGAUUUGUUAACGGAGAAAAAAAAUGAUAAGUGAUUAUACUAACGAGUUAAAAUAUUAGUAACUGACAAUUUGAUACCUUAUGAAGAUCUAAUUGCAAUAAUCUCUCAGCAAACAACUAACAGUGAUAUAACAUCAGUGGUAUAAUUUCUCAACAUUGUAACGUUAACGCGCAUUAUGUUGCAUUUACAUUGUUGAGCGGGAAAUUGUAACAUUGAUGUUAUGUUAGUUGGUGUUUACUGAGCCUGUAAAUAUUGUCGAAAGCGCUAGAAAUUCACCUCUGUUAACACACUAAUCAACUACUGUAAUUACUUAUUUAAAAAUAAGUGAUUAUGGUAUUUAGUUAAAAUAUAGAAAGCUCAUUGACAAAUCGUAAGUUUAGACGGCUUCGUCUAGUGGUUGAAAAAUACUCCACUGAUAAGCUAAUCGUUUAUUAAUGAAGAAAAUGACAACCAAUUACGAUAGCCGGUCAAGAUGAAGGGGUUCAAUUAAUAAGAGUUUAUUCGAAUGUCGCGACUAGAAAGAAGUUCCUCGAACUUCUGAGGAUUUUCAAAAGGUUGCCAAUAAACGAUUUAACGAUA
Dinoponera quadriceps is the source of this 3313-nucleotide messenger RNA. RefSeq names its product zinc finger CCCH domain-containing protein 65. The transcript is spliced from 3 exons. NCBI's taxonomy places the organism in Eukaryota, Metazoa, Arthropoda, Insecta, Hymenoptera, Formicidae. Gene Ontology annotation, molecular function: metal ion binding. The record is from RefSeq and is a predicted model, not a curated record. The coding region runs from base 289 to 1071 and encodes 260 amino acids.